Messenger RNA from Bufo bufo (common toad), 736 nucleotides. RefSeq names its product dual specificity phosphatase 18 (gene DUSP18). The record is from RefSeq and is a predicted model, not a curated record. The transcript is spliced from 2 exons. Lineage: Eukaryota; Metazoa; Chordata; Amphibia; Anura; Bufonidae. Gene Ontology annotation, biological process: protein dephosphorylation. Gene Ontology annotation, molecular function: MAP kinase tyrosine/serine/threonine phosphatase activity. The coding region runs from base 129 to 653 and encodes 174 amino acids.
CGGAUGCUGGGCCUUGUAGUCCUAUGGAUGCUGCGUUAUCUCCUAGUGCUCCACUCCACGUUUUCUGCCAGUAAAUCACAUGAUGAAUAGAGCACAAGGUGGUUACAGCAGAAGGAUAGAAGGCGGCAAUGUCAAUUUCUGGGCUGAGCCAAGUGACGGACAGCCUCUUCUUGAGCAGUGCAGCAGCGGCAGGCAAGGCAGCGUUACUCAGAAGCCACCAUAUUACAUGUGUUAUUAACCUCUCACUAGAAUGCACAGCCUGCGUCAUCCCUGAUGUGGUGUACCUACAUUUCCCUGUAGCCGACCUACCACAUACCCCCUUAUAUGACUACUUUGAAGCCAUAUCACAUAAGAUUCACGAAGUAGAAGCUGCGGGAGGACGGACGCUGGUACAUUGUGCAGCAGGUGUCAGCAGAUCUCCUACACUAUGUCUAGCUUAUCUAAUGAAGUAUCAUGGACUCAACCUGCUGGCAGCACAUGUUCACCUAAAAAGACUCAGGCCUAUUAUACGCCCUAAUAUUGGGUUCUGGAGACAACUCAUCGCCUAUGAACUGCAUUUAUUUGGGAAGAAUACUGUCCGAAUCAUCGAAUCUCCUAUAGGACCUAUUCCUGACAUUUAUGAGGCUGAAACAAAGAACAUGGUUCCAUUCUGAGGACAAGCAUAGUUCAAUUAAAAUGGCAGAAAUAGAUUAAGUUUUUGUUUUUUUAAUAUUUUUUUCUGCUAAUUUAACAAAUU